Laetiporus sulphureus 93-53 is the source of this 1155-nucleotide messenger RNA. RefSeq lists its product as uncharacterized. The record is from RefSeq and is a predicted model, not a curated record. The transcript has 5 exons. Bases 247 to 894 code for a protein of 215 amino acids. Lineage: Eukaryota; Fungi; Basidiomycota; Agaricomycetes; Polyporales; Laetiporaceae.
GCUUGACGUGACUUUAAUUUACUGUAGCGGCUGCGCUCACUGCACAAGCAACGCGACCACGUGAUCGCGUCGGGCCGUGACAUCAUUGCUGUGGACGCGAUGCGCACCGACCUCGUCUGCAAGGGUGCGUCGAUCGUAUCCCGUCAUGUCGUCACUACAGCGGACGAUCGCCCCGCCCCGCCACCGAUCUCAACAGGAAGCUCCCCGACGCGCAUAUAAGAGCAAUGUCUCCUCCAUUCGCCCGAGAUGCUUCUUCGACUUGCCCCCCAUCGUUCCACCUUGCGUCCGCUCCUGCUAUCCGCCACCAGAAACUUCGCCGGCAUGCCUUCAAAUGAUAUGGAAGCAAAGAACGCGUCGGGCCUCACGCCUAAUGAGACCAAUUCGCUCAAGGAGAGGAGCGCCCAGCCUCACGAGGAGAAGAUCGUCCAAGGCAUCAAAGAGCUCUAUUCUUGCAAACCAUCUGAGGAAACAUACAAGAUUUACUCGAACGAUGCCGUGUUCCACGACCCCAUCGGCAUUGCAGAAGGCAUAAAGGCCAUACGCGCGCAAUUCAAUGGGCUGGUCAAGAUAUUCCCUCGGGCUGACGUUACCAAGUUCCGCAUCCUGGAAAAUCCCUCGUCGGUUCCGAAGAGCACCAUCCUGAUUGACCAGGAUGUCGCUUACUACCGCGACCCCUCCGGCUCUCCUACGAAGACCGUGAAUUCCUUGCUCACCCUGCAGACAAAUGACGCUCAUCAGAUCACGCGGCACACGGAAGAGUGGGACCACAAGCGCGAGACCACACGGGACGAUGGCUUCUUAGGAUUGCUGAACGAGCAGAGAAAGAAGAUCACCGCCAGCGUAACGGGCAUGUUCAUCAGCCAAGACCCGCCCGAGGGCAAGAAUUCCACGUAGAAGAUAAUACAGUCCGAAGGCCGCAAGAACUGUACGAUACAGAGCAGUGAACACAGUACUUGUACACUACAUGUUGCCAAUAAAUAUUGUCACAAAGGUUCAUGAAGAGCGUGGUCGUCACAGAGUCCUUCUCUUGAAGUGCAGUCCCUCUGGCCAGCAGGCGUGCUACUAGAAUUCGAACCACCGUUUCGCGGUUUGCUGUGCCGCAAGUCUCUUGGCCUGCACAUUGACUAGAUGUCAGAAACUGGACUGAUGGGCGGG